Messenger RNA from Rana temporaria (common frog), 957 nucleotides. It is a transcript of the gene CNIH1, whose product is annotated as cornichon family AMPA receptor auxiliary protein 1. The coding region runs from base 71 to 505 and encodes 144 amino acids. Gene Ontology annotation, biological process: vesicle-mediated transport. NCBI's taxonomy places the organism in Eukaryota, Metazoa, Chordata, Amphibia, Anura, Ranidae. The record is from RefSeq and is a predicted model, not a curated record. The transcript has 5 exons.
GACGACCGGUGAAUGAUUUCUCCCAGCAGCCCCCGCGCCGGCCGCCUCCUCCUCGCUCCCCGGACUGAACAUGGCGUUCACGUUCGCGGCCUUCUGCUAUAUGCUCGCUCUUCUCCUCACCGCCGCCCUCAUCUUCUUCGCUAUCUGGCAUAUAAUCGCAUUUGAUGAAUUGAAAACCGACUACAAGAAUCCUAUAGACCAGUGUAACACGCUCAAUCCGCUCGUGCUCCCGGAAUAUCUCAUCCAUGCGUUCUUCUGCGUCAUGUUUCUAUGUGCCGCGGAAUGGCUCACUCUCAGUUUAAACAUGCCGCUGCUGGCGUACCACAUCUGGAGGUAUAUGAGCCGGCCGGUGAUGAGCGGCCCCGGCCUCUAUGAUCCCACCACUAUAAUGAAUGCCGAUAUUCUGGCAUACUGUCAGAAGGAAGGAUGGUGUAAGCUCGCUUUUUACCUGCUCUCGUUUUUCUACUAUCUUUAUGGCAUGAUUUACGUCUUGGUGAGCUCCUAAGGACUCUGAAGACGCCGGCUCCAGCUAUUUGCAUGCAAACUAUAAACAUUAUAGGCAAAUGAUCCGACAAGAUCCACUACAAUGGCCAACGAGCCCCCGGAAGACCUCGAGUGGGGAAACGCCGCUUCCCGGGUUCCAACAGAUCCAGAUUUGUGAAGAUGGGAAGUUUUUUUUUUUUUGUUUGUUUUUCUUUUAUGAAGACUGAGAAAUUUAUGUAUAUUUAUCAUUCUUUGAAAAGUUGUCUUUUCCCGCAAAUUUACUUGCUGCUUUUUUCUUAUGUACCCUCCUAUAUCUAUAUAUCCUUUUUUUUCUUUUUUUUUUUGCAAGUCAUCUUGCAGCAUUGUUAGAGCAACAAGGCCAGACGCGGGCCGCAGGAAACCUUCUCCUCCGAGUGACCAACGCACAAUUCACAACCCUGUAAUUUUGGAAUAAACUCCUCGCUGUUGAUUUUA